Myotis davidii is the source of this 1548-nucleotide messenger RNA. Its product is annotated as zinc finger BED domain-containing protein 5-like. The record is from RefSeq and is a predicted model, not a curated record. Lineage: Eukaryota; Metazoa; Chordata; Mammalia; Chiroptera; Vespertilionidae.
AUGGCUGAUGGAGAGGACAGCUGUGAAGAAGGAGUGUGCCUCACUCCCACUGUUUGCCACAGCAAGAUGAAUGCAAUACCUGCAAUUCAAUGCUAUUCCAGGAAAGAGAAACACACAAGUCAGAUCGCUAUGGGAAGAAGACUGAAAAAUAUCAAGCUGGAACGAUCCUCCUAUUCAGAGACUGUGCAGUUAGAAAUCUCCACAAAUGUCCUAAUUGCCAGAACUAUGAAACCUCACACCAUUCCUGAGGAUUUACUAUUGCCAGCGGCCAAAGUCAUUGUUCGAGUUAUGAUCGCAGGCAGAUUUGUUAUGAAAUUAAGUGCAAUUUCCUUAUCUAACGACACUGUCUGCAGAAGAAUAGAUGACAUGUCUGCUGAUAUUCUUGAUCAGGUAAUCCAGGAAAUUAAAUCUGCUCCACUUCCAAUAUUUAGUAUCCAGCUUGAUGAAUCUACAAACGUUGCAAACUGUUCACAAUUACUGGUUUAUGUGAGGUAUAUUAAUGAUGGCAUCUUUAAAGAUGAGUUUCUUUUUUGCAAACUUCUUGAAACGACAACUACUGCAUGUGAUGUAUUUGACACAGUUGGUUCAUUGCUGAAAGAGCGUAAGAUCUCUUGGGAAAAGGUUUGUGGUGUUUGCACAGAUGGUGCUCCAGCUAUGCUAGGAUGUCGAUCUGGAUUUUAAUGUUUGGUAUUGAAUGAGUCACCAAAAGUCAUCGGAAUUCACUGUAUGAUUCAUUGGCAAAUAUUAGCAAUGAAAACACUGCCACAAGAGUUACAAGAAGUAAUGAAAAGCAUCUUAAGUUGUGUCAAUUUUGUAAAGGCGAGCACUUUAAAUAGUCGACUGUUUUUGCAACUAUGCAAUGAGUUGGAUGCACCAAACAAUGCUCUGCUAUUUCACAGUGAAGUGAGAUGGUUGUUGAGAGAGAAAAUUUUAAAACGUGUUUUUGAGCUUCGUGAUGAACUCAAAACGUUUUUUAAUCAGAAAGCAAGACCACAGUUCGAAGCAAUUUUAGGCAAUAAAAGUGAACUGCAGAAAAUAGCUUACUUGGUUGACAUUUUUGCCAUCUUGAAUGAGUUAAAUUUAUCACUGCAAGGACCAAAUGAAAGAUGCCUCGAUUUGUCUGAAAAGAUCCGAUCACUCCAAAUGAAACUUCAGCUUUGGCAAAAAAACAAUUUGGAUGAAAAUAAAAUUUACAUGUUGCCUACCUUAUCUGCUUUCUUUGAGGAACAUGCCAUUGCCAGACAAAGGAUUACAAUGAUAUUUUCUGUGAAAGAACACUUGCACAUGCUUGCAGACGAAAUUUCAUCGUACUUUCCAAAUCUACCUGACACCCCAUUUGCACUUGCCAGAAGCCCAUUCAGAGUCAAAGUUGAAGAUGUUCCUGAGACAGCAGAAGAGGAGUUCAUUGAACUUAAUAACAAUGAUGCAGCAAGAACUGAUUUCUCUACAAUGCCAGUUACAAAAUUCUUCAAGUGUUUGCCAUCAUAUCCUGUUCUGUCUGAGACUGUGUUGCGCCUUCUCUUUAAUUAUGUUCAAUUUGUAUUCUAA